Messenger RNA from Nelumbo nucifera (sacred lotus), 1255 nucleotides. RefSeq names its product zinc finger protein CONSTANS-LIKE 5-like. Gene Ontology annotation, cellular component: nucleus. NCBI's taxonomy places the organism in Eukaryota, Viridiplantae, Streptophyta, Magnoliopsida, Proteales, Nelumbonaceae. Gene Ontology annotation, biological process: regulation of flower development; regulation of photoperiodism, flowering. Gene Ontology annotation, molecular function: zinc ion binding; protein binding; DNA-binding transcription factor activity. The record is from RefSeq and is a predicted model, not a curated record.
GCUGCCCUCUGCGUUUCCUGCGACCGGGAUAUCCAUUCGGCAAACCCACUCGCUCGUCGCCACGAACGUUUUCCAGUGGUGCCUUUCUACGAAUCGGCCGCCUCGGCCAUGAAAUCCAACUCAGUUAACCUCCUCGUCCCCGAAGGUCUCCUCAAGUCCUCCGACGACGAUGAAGACCAUAACGACGAUGACGACGAUGCCGACACGUGCCGCGAGGAGGCGGAAGCUGCUUCAUGGCUACUUCCGAACCCUAACCCUGCUAAGCUCAUGGAAACGCCGCAUCUGAAAACCGGAGACUAUUUUUUCUCCGACGUUGAUCCGUAUCUCGACCUCGACUACGCGUCGUCCAUGGACGCGAGGUAUCACCACCAGAAUAGCGCCGGUGCUGAUAGUGUAGUUCCAGUGCACACCAAACCCACUCCGUCUCCAUUUAUGCAUCCUUCCGACCAGUGCUUCGACAUGGAUUUCUGCCGAUCCAAGCCUUCUUACAGCUACACCACGCCAUCCCUUAGCCAGAGCGUAUCAUCGUCUUCGUUGGACGUAGGAGUAGUGCCGGACGGGAGCAGCAACACGAUCUCCGACAUAUCGAAUCCGUUCGGACGGAAGGGAGGAAUCGAUGGAACCUUGGGCGCGGGGAACCACGGAGCGUCGCAGCUGUCAGGAAUGGACCGCGAAGCGAGGGUGUUGAGGUACAGAGAGAAGAGGAAGAACAGGAAGUUCGAGAAGACGAUCCGCUACGCAUCGAGGAAAGCAUACGCUGAGACGCGGCCUAGGAUUAAAGGAAGGUUUGCGAAACGGACGGAGAUCGAAAUCGAAGUCGAUCGAAUCUACUCCUCCGCCGCUGCUUUGAUGGCCGAUACUGGGUACGGUAUCGUCCCUUCAUUUUGAUCCGACGGUCCAAUCCGUCGAUCCUGUAUUAAACAAUACUAUAAAAACCGUAAACCGUUUUUGAAGAUGAUGCUGUUGUUGUUGUUGUUGUCUGUAUUGAUAAUUAAUCAAUUACCUCUGUAUAUCAGUAUGUGUGAUAUUCAGGAUUUUUAUCGGUGGAAUACUAACCGUCGAUUUGCAGAAGCUAUAGCUUAAGUUUUGCUUCCGAGAAGCAUGAUAUAGAAGCUCAGUCCCUCCCACUUUCUUUACAGGGGCUUUAUCCUUAGAUCAAAAUCUAUCUUCUUUUGCCUUUUUUUUUUUAUCUCUUUAUGUAUCUGUUUCUGAAGUUUUAUUGGUCUAUAUGCCAAGSUCUCAUUUCUCUUGCUUA